Molecule: messenger RNA, 2355 nt
Organism: Penicillium maclennaniae
Lineage: Eukaryota; Fungi; Ascomycota; Eurotiomycetes; Eurotiales; Aspergillaceae
Product: ATP-dependent 6-phosphofructokinase
Exons: 2
Coding region: 1-2355 (784 amino acids)
Biological process (GO): fructose 1,6-bisphosphate metabolic process; canonical glycolysis; fructose 6-phosphate metabolic process
Cellular component (GO): 6-phosphofructokinase complex; mitochondrion; cytoplasm
Molecular function (GO): monosaccharide binding; 6-phosphofructokinase activity; identical protein binding
Source: RefSeq, a predicted model, not a curated record
AUGGAGUCCGUCAGUAAUCCCGUCCAACCAGCUAAGAAGCGUCGCAUCGGCGUGCUCACCUCCGGUGGUGAUGCUCCCGGUAUGAACGGCGCUGUCCGCGCCGUGGUCCGCAUGGCCAUUCACAGCGACUGCGAGGCCUACGCCGUCUACGAAGGAUACGAAGGACUGGUCAAUGGCGGUAACAUGAUCCGUCAACUGCACUGGGAGGAUGUUCGUGGCUGGCUCUCGCGUGGCGGUACCUUGAUCGGCUCGGCUCGAUGCAUGUCCUUCCGUGAGCGUGCUGGUCGUAUGAAGGCUGCGAAGAACAUGAUCCUGCGUGGUAUCGACGCCCUGGUUGUCUGCGGUGGUGAUGGAAGUUUGACCGGUGCCGAUGUCUUCCGCGCCGAAUGGCCUUCGCUGCUGUCAGACCUGGUUGCGUCUGGUGAAUUAACCGAGGAGCAGGUGAAGCCUUACACAGUGUUGAACAUCGUGGGUCUGGUUGGCUCCAUCGACAAUGAUCUGUCCGGCACCGAUGCCACGAUCGGCUGCUACUCAUCCUUGACCCGUAUUUGCGAUGCCGUUGAUGACGUUUUCGAUACUGCAUUUUCACACCAGCGUGGCUUCGUUAUCGAAGUUAUGGGCCGCCACUGCGGUUGGCUGGCCUUGAUGUCGGCCAUUAGCACUGGUGCCGACUGGCUGUUCAUCCCCGAGAUGCCCCCCAAGGAUGGCUGGGAGGAUGAGAUGUGCGCCAUGAUCACCAAGAAUCGCAAAGACCGAGGCAAGCGCCGUACGAUCGUGAUUGUCGCUGAGGGAGCACAGGACCGCCAUCUCAACAAGAUUUCGAGCUCAAAGAUCAAGGAUAUUCUCACAGACCGCCUAGGACUCGACACUCGGACGACGGUUCUGGGACACACCCAGCGAGGUGGCGCAGCUUGUGCCUAUGAUCGUUGGCUCUCGACCCUGCAGGGUGUCGAGGCUGUCAAGGCCGUGCUAGAGCAGACACCUCAGUCCCCCGUCCCCGUCAUCACCAUCCGCGAGAACAAGAUCAUGCGCACUCCCCUGAUGGAAGCGGUGAAGCUCACCAAGGAUGUCACCGAGAAAAUUCAGAGCAAGCAGUUCGACGCCGCAAUGGACAUGCGCGACGCCGAGUUCAAGGAAUACUACGAUGCCUAUCUCAACACUGCUACCCCCGAUCACCCAAGGCUGCACCUCCCCGAAGGCAAGAGAAUGCGUAUUGCUAUCAUCCACGUCGGUGCUCCCGCGGGUGGUAUGAACCCGGCUACUCGAGCUGCCGUGGCCUACUGUUUGACCCGUGGCCACACCCCCAUUGCUAUUCACAAUGGUUUCCCCGGUCUGGUUCGACACCACAAUGACAAACCAAUCAGCUCCGUUCGGGAGGUUCAAUGGCUGGAGUCCGACAGUUGGGUGAACGAGGGUGGCUCUGAUAUCGGAACUAACCGCAGUCUGCCCGCCGAGGAUAUGGAAGGCGUGGCCAAAUGCUUCGAUCUCUACAAGUUCGAUGCUCUGUUUGUGGUCGGUGGCUUCGAGGCGUUCACUGCUGUCAGCCAAUUGCGCCAGGCUCGCAAGACGUACGACGCCUUCAAGAUACCCCUCAUUGUUCUGCCCGCCACCAUUUCCAACAAUGUUCCCGGUACCGAGUACUCCCUUGGCAGUGACACCUGCUUAAACACCCUGAUCGAUUUCUGUGACGCUAUCCGCCAGUCUGCCUCCUCUUCUCGUCGUCGCGUCUUUGUCAUCGAGACCCAGGGUGGCAAGUCGGGUUACAUUGCGACCACCGCCGGUUUGGCCGUUGGUGCCGUCGCCGUGUACAUUCCCGAGGAGGGCAUCAACAUUAAGAUGCUGUCUCGUGAUAUUGACUUCCUGCGCGACAACUUCAUUCGUGACAAGGGUGCGAACCGCGCUGGAAAAAUCAUUCUGCGCAAUGAAUGUGCUUCCAGCACUUAUACCACCCAGUUUAUUGCUGAUAUGAUCAAGGAGGAGGCCAAUGGCCGUUUCGAGUCGCGUUCGGCGGUGCCCGGUCAUUUCCAGCAGGGUGGUAAGCCAUCCCCGAUGGACCGUGUGCGUGCACUGCGUAUGGCCAUCAAGUGCAUGCACCACAUCGAAUCCUACGCCGGCCGAAGCCGCGAUGCUAUCGCCAACGACCCUCUGUCGAGUGCCGUCAUCGGUGUCAAGGGUUCACAGGUUCUAUUCUCGCCCAUGGGCGGUGAGAGUGGCUUAGAAGAGACCGAGACCGACUGGAAGCGCCGUCGGCCCAAGUCCGAUUUCUGGCUGGAGCUGCAGGAAGUUGUUAACACUCUUUCCGGUCGUUCGGCCUCCCGCACCCAGGAGGGCUGGUUCUGCUAUGAGAGUACGUAA